This is a messenger RNA of Rotaria sordida, 1899 nucleotides long. NCBI's taxonomy places the organism in Eukaryota, Metazoa, Rotifera, Eurotatoria, Philodinida, Philodinidae. The record is from the annotation of a GenBank genome assembly.
AUGCUACGUUCUCCUUUAUUAUUAAUUAGUCGACCAUUAUUACAACGAACUGUUGUAACACAAGUAAAAACUUCUAUUAAUAAUAAUAAUGAAAAUAAUCAAGAAGAAAAACAACAAAAUGUAACAGAAGGUCAUCAAUCAUCGCAUACCUAUGAACCUCCACGACGACCAAUGACACAACAAUUUACACAUCAAGUAACAAAUCAGGUACCACCACUUGAAUUUGUGGAUCUAUAUGAAAGUGAUUUAGCAUUACAAACAUUUGUUACAAAAGAAAAUGGUGGACAAACAAUAGAAAUGGCUGCUGAAUUAGGUAGUUUUCAUUGGUUUGAACAAGGACAUCGAGCUAAUCGAUAUCUACCAACAUUACAACAAUUUGAUCGUUAUGGACAACGUAUUGAUGAAGUUCAUUUUCAUCCUUCUUAUCAUGAUCUUAUGGGAAUAGGCAUGCGAUAUGGUGUUCAUUCUGUUGCAUGGGAACCAUUAUCAGGAACUAAAACUGAAAUUAAUCCACAUGGACAUCUACAACAUGCAGCAACACUUUAUAUACUUAGUCAUGUAGAACCUGGUGUGUGUUGUCCUUUAUCAAUGACAUAUGCUGGUUAUCCUGUACUUCAUCGAUAUCUUCAUCGUACAAGUUCAAAUAUAACAAAUAGCUUUCCAUUAAAUAAAAUAUUAUCUCGUAAAUAUGAUCGACGAUGUUUACCAGCUAAUACUAAAUCUGGAUUAACAAUUGGAAUGGCAAUGACAGAAAAACAAGGUGGUAGUGAUGUUCGUGCAAAUACAACACAAGCUUAUUGUGAUAAUAAAGAUGAAAAACGUUAUAUUCUUAUCGGUCAUAAAUGGUUUUGUUCAGCACCAAUGUGUGAUGGUUUUCUUGUUCUUGCACAUAUACAAAAUGAUGAUAUAAAUAAUAAAUCAUCAACAAAUAAUAUACCAUCUUGUUUUUUUGUUCCACGAUGGUUACCAAAUGGUGAACGAAAUCCAUUUUAUAUACAACGAUUAAAAAGUAAACUUGGUAAUCAAUCAAAUGCAUCAAGUGAAAUUGAAUUUAAUAAUACUCAAGCUUGGCUUCUGGGUAAAGAACAUGAUGGUGUUAAAACUAUUAUUGAAAUGGUAAAUGGUACACGUUUAGAUGCUGCUGUUGGAAGUGCAGCAUUAAUGCGACAAGGUUUAUUACAGGCUACUUGGCAUGCUCGUCAUCGAAAAGCAUUUGGUCAAUUAUUAAUCGAUCAACCACUUAUGAAACAAGUUCUAAUAGAUUUAUUACUUGAAUCAGAAGCUGCUACAGCACUUGUUAUGUAUCUUGCAACAUUAUUUGAUGCAACUUAUAAUAAUAAACAAUCAAAAAAUAUUGAUGAAGUUAAAGCAUUUGCUCGUAUAGCUACAGCAAUAGCAAAAUUUUGGAUUUGUAAACGAACACCUGAAACAACAUAUGAAGCAUUAGAAUGUCUUGGUGGAGCUGGAUUUAUUGAAGAAUCAAUUAUGCCUCGUAUAUAUCGUGAUGCACCAUUAAAUAGUAUUUGGGAAGGUAGCGGUAAUGUGAUUUGUUUAGAUAUAUUACGUGCAAUGAAAAAAUCUCCUGAAUCACUUCAAGCUUAUUUAUCAUUUAUGCAUGAAACCAAAGGUUCAAAUAAAUAUUUAGAUACAGCAAUGGAACGUAUUGAAAAAAAUUUAUUAACAAAAAAUCUUUCUAAUGAAAUACUUGAACGUCAUGCACGAACAUUAGCUACACAAUUAGCAUUAUGUCUUCAAGCUGCUUUACUUAUACGUCAUUUACCAGAAACAGUUAGUGAUGCAUUUUGUUCAUCACGUCUUGGACCUAAUCGUGGUUCUAUAUUUGGUGAUUUACCACAGGAUAUUGAUACGGAUAAACUUUUAAAAAGAUUACCUUUCUAA